This is a messenger RNA of Pygocentrus nattereri (red-bellied piranha), 12716 nucleotides long. RefSeq names its product family with sequence similarity 169 member Aa (gene fam169aa). The coding region runs from base 92 to 11311 and encodes 3739 amino acids. The transcript is spliced from 12 exons. The record is from RefSeq and is a predicted model, not a curated record. NCBI's taxonomy places the organism in Eukaryota, Metazoa, Chordata, Actinopteri, Characiformes, Serrasalmidae.
CACAUUAUGUUACUAUCACUGGAGAUUACGGCUCCAAAUAAAUAAAAGAUAUAAAAGUUCAUCUCGAGAGAACAGAGAGGAUUUGUCCAGGAUGAAAUUCCCAGUGGAUUUAUUGGCCACUGUGGAGCCUGAAGCCCUGGAGCAGUCAGCGAAAGACUACAUGUCUAAACUGCUCUACAGAAAUCCAGAAAUACAUGAGUUCCUCAGUUUACCUGACUCUAGUGAGGUGGAAAUUAGCCUUUGUAAUGUGAGCUUUGUGCCCUUAUAUGGAGUUGACAUUAAACAGAAGGUCCUUGCACUGUUCUCACCAGAAGACCGUUUCAAAGCUGUUGGACUCUAUCUGCUGGGUCAGUGGUGGUCAGCUGAGGAUAUUCUUAAAACAGCAGACUCCUCAAGAACAGGACUGCUCGAGGUCAGAACUCCUGGAGACAGGAUCGUCCUAUAUGUUCUCAAUAGGAUUAUAUACAGAACGAAGGAGAAAGCCAGUGAUGACAUCCACUUCCUGUGCCAUGAAGAACAUGCAGUUGCCAAAAUCUUCUGGAAAAGUGGCGAAGCUAUUGGCUUUUACUCAGUCAAACCUGAGGGCAGCUUAUGCAGCAGCUUCGUGACACAGUGCUAUCAGCUUCCUAUUAUGGAUACAAUAUUCAUCAGGAAACAUCACCGUGGCAAUGGAUAUGGCCUACAAAUGCUUGAAGAUUUUGUCAGGAGUUUCAAAAAAGAGUGUCUGGGUUUGAAAUACCCACUUUCACCAGCAAUGUAUAAAGUUUGUAAAAACUAUCUCAGCACUUAUCCAGCAGACAAAGAGCUGCUGUGGGAGGUAGAGGGUAUAGGAGGUCUAUUCCAGAGAACUCUAAUAGCUAAGAAGCUACAGACAAUGGAGCUAAAGGGGGAUCAUCAAGUUGUGGGCAGGUUGAAUUUUGAGACAGAAAGCACUGAUGUCCCAAUGGAAAAAGUAAUGACACAAGUGCAGAAAACCAUGGAGUACACUGUGGAGGUUGUGGAGGAGGUUGUCCAGAUUAAAAUAAGAAAAGAGGUGCAGGACACACCUGUUACAACACGUGGUCAAAGCAGCAAUCUGAAACGAAAAAAGCUUGGAGAAGAAGCUGGAGCGACAACUGACAAAAUCAUUAGGGUGGAGGACAUUGAGGCUGCAGUUCAGUCACCACUGGAUGAGUCGAUGGCAGAAGUUGUCAGAAGUUCUCUGAACAUAACAGAGAGUAAUUUAAAGGAAACAGCUUUCACUGUGACUCAUGGUGAGGAAAAUGAAAUGGAUGUUGUUCAUGUUCAUUGUGAAGAACACAAAGAACUGUCCACUGAAUCUGAAGAGAGUGUGCUGGAGGUUUGUGCUUUAGCCAAACCUAUCACAGUGCAGGCUACAGUAACUCCAGAGGAAGCUCAAGAGAAAACAGGGUUGACUUCUGUAGCAGAAAUCCAGAGUCUGAAGAGCAGUGAGGAAACACGAGUAGUGAAAUCGUUUGAAGCCACUGUUGGUCUGGUUGAUCUUCAACCUGUAGAACUUCAGCAAGUGGUAGAGGUGGAGAUUGUUAAGAUGACAUCAGGAAUUGAAGAGGUAAAAGAAAAAAAUGAAGACGUUACAGGGACUAAAGAUGGUAAAGGUGAGGUUGAGGAGGAGAUAGCUGAAAAGACUUUGGUAGCUGCAACUAAUGUAGUAGAGGAGGCAAGAGCAGCACAUGAAGAAAUAACAUGCAUGCAGAAACCUAGCCAACAGACAGAACUUGAUCUUAAACCAGUCCUUAUGGAAGAGAGUACAACCACAGAAAUAAGAGUCCUGAAAAAAAGCAGUAGAGUAAGCAAUGCAAUCCCUCAGCAGAAAUCCACUCGGCUCCACGAUGAACUUCAGGUAGCCAUCAAACUGUGUCCAUCUGAGGCUAAAGCUGCACCCAAAGAAAGAUCCACAGGAAGGAGCAAAGCAGUGCAGCAGGAGGAAAGUGCACAAGCAGUGGGCCAACCUGAAAAUGAAGAGGACCAGGAAAUGAGAAAAAAGGCAAAGAAUGAAAAGCAAGAAGUUGUAGACAUAGUCCAGCACACUAAUGAGGUAUACUCAAUUCAGAGUAAAAUCACAGAAGAGACAGAUAAUAUGAAUGAAGUUGUAUUAACAGGAAAAGAUAAGGGGAGUCCACAGCAUUUAAUCAUAGAAGGUGAAGAUAUGAAGAUAAAUUGCAAGGAAAUAACAACUGAGGAAAUAUGUCAAGAGGGGAAAGAAAUACAAAAUGAUUCAGAAAUAGAAAACAGGGAGAAAACUUCAGUGAAUUCUUGUGUAGAGCCAGAGAAACUGCUAGAUGUGGCUGGAACUACAGAUGACGUUCCAGAGGUUGAAUCAGUUGAAAAAGAAAAAGUAGGGGGAGUAGAGGUAGAGAAAAUAGCAUUGAGUGAAAAUGUAGUUGGUGGUGUUGAUGAAACAGAAGAAAAGAAUGAAAAUGUGGAGAUUGAGGAAGGUACCUUAAAUGAGGUACGAAAGGAGGAACAUAUCAAAGAUGCCAGCAUGGUUCAAGAAAGCGUAUCUGAAAAGAAGAAUGAGCCUGAAGUUCAAAAGCCAAGUCAUGAUAAUGAGGUGAAAUCAGAAAAUAGGACUGAACUGACUGAAGUGGAAGAUGCAGAAAAGGCAAGUAGCUCACGCCCAGCAGGGAAACGUGAUGACGGUCAACGGUCAAACAAUGCAACUCCAUUAAGACGCUCUCAAAGAUUUAAAGGUCAGCCUCAAGAAGGUGAACUGACAAGAAGAGUUCUCAGAAGUGGUACAAAAUCAAUCACAACCCCUUCCAAACAAAAGUAUGUGCUACAUAUCAAAACUGUGAAGCAACAAGAGGAAAGUGCCCAAGCAGAAGGUAAGCAUGAAGUUGAGCAGAAGGAACAAAUUAUGGAGUCACACACUGGCGUUGCAGAGAGAGAAAAAAUGGAGACAGUAAGAAUUACCAGUGUCGAAGAUAAUGAACAUGUAAAAGAUGAUUCUGAGGAGAAAAGCUCACUGGAUAAGGGAUGCUUUGAACCAGAAACAAGUGAUGACCAUGACCUCAAGAAAGUGGAAGAUGGUUCACAGUUUAAAAAUAAGGUGGAUGAAGAAUGCCAAAUGACAAACAAAGAUGCAUCUUUUGAAGAUGCAGAGACAAGCAAACAUGGUACAAAAAUGAAUGAAGCAGAUGUUCAAAUGGAAGCUCAAGGGAAAUCAACACUACAGUCUAUUGGAGAGCCUGUUGAAGAACAAGAGGAGGAAGCAAGAGAAAUGUCACAGAAAAAAGAGCUGUUACAGACACAAUCUCUGGUUGAACCAGCUGAAAAAGAGCAAACAGAAAGUGAGCAGUUAGUGAAAAUGGCAGAUACUGUAAAUACAGUGAUGACUGAGGUUGUAGACAAAACUGAAACAGAAGAAAACAGUAAAGAAAAGAUGGAGGAUGAGAUGAAAUCUGUAUCCAAGAAUGAAAACACAGGUCCAGAGUCAACUGAUGCAGACCAAGGCUUCACUGAGGUAGUGCAAGAAGAGGAACUUCUAAAGCAGAGCAAACUUCUUCCAAGCAAUAAGGAAUUGGAAAUUGAAGACAUCAGUAAGCCAAGUUAUGGUGACAAUGAGACUGCUGAAGAAAUAUUACAGUCUCCAGAGGGGGGAAAUCAAGAACUUGAUAAAAUAGCAGGUGCUGAUGAAAACCGAGAGGACAGCAAAGAAAAGGAAGAAGUGGUGCAGCAGACAGAAUCUCUGGUUGAGUCAACUGAAAAAGAUCAAGCAGGUGAGAAUGAGACUUCUGUUGGAUCGACACAGCCCCAGGAUGAUGUUGCAGAGAAAGAAGAUGCAUUUACAGAGAUGGAGGUAGAAGAAUCCAUGACAAAGAGCCUUAAGGAGCAAGUUGUAGAAGUGAGUGCAGGCAAGAUGCUGAAGACAGACAGUGAACAAGAAGAAAGUAUGUUGGCAGAAGAAAAACUGAAAGAUGAUGGAGCAGGAGAGAUCACAUUAGAAGAAGAAACAGGUGUAGAAGUUUCUGAAAGUACAGUAGAAAUGUGUACAAGUGAUAAUGAAAAACAUCAGGAAGAGGAUCAGGAGAGAGUAACAACUUGCCAUGUCCAGGAAAGCACACUUGAAGAAGAGACAUCAGUUAUUAUCAGCAGAAGUCUCAGACGAAGAACAGUAACAGUCAUGCCUUCACCACAAAGAAAAUCUAAGAAUCUCCAAAAAACAGAGGUGGACAUGGCACAAAAUGAACAUACAGUGUUGAUUGAGGUUACAGACAACACUGAUAAAGCCAGCACUGAAGAAGCAAAAGAAAAUGAAGAUGAAAAGAUGGAGGCAGAGGACAGUGCUGGAUCAAGGGAUGAAGACAGGUUUCCAAAGUCAACUGAUACAGAUCAAGGCCAGGUGGAGGUGGUGCAAGAGGAGGAACCUCUGAAAGAGACCAAAACUUUUCAAGAAAUUCCAGGAAAUGAGGAAACAGAAAUUAAAGAAGUCAUCAAGCCAUUCUGUAGUGAUGAGGAGGAUAAGUCAAGUAACUGGACUGAACCAAUUGCAGAGAAAGAUUCAGAUAAGGCAGACAACUCAACCUCAACAGGAAAACAUGCUGACAGCCAAAGACCAAACUAUGCAACACCAUUAAGGCACUCUGAAAGAUUUAAAGAUCAGCCUGUAGAAGGUGAAUUGACAAAAAGAGUUCUCAGAAGUGGUACAAAAACAGUCACAGCCAUUUCCAAAGAAAAGUCCAUACAACACAGCAAAACUAUGAAGUAUAAAGAGGUAGGUGCACAAACAGUAGGUGAGCCUGAAGUUGAGCAGAAGCAAGAAGCAAUGGAGUUACUCACUGAAGCUGCACAGGGAGAAAACAUGGAUGGAGAGAAUAGUGAAAAUCUAACUGAUAGUCUUCAGGAGGAAAGCAAAGUGGAAAAGGAAUAUUUAGAAGCAGAAAAAGCUCAUGACCAUGACCUCAAGGAAGUUGAGAACAAAACGGAAGAUAGUUUACAAAAUGAAACAAUCGAAGAUGGUAAGAAAAUAGUAGUUGUGGAUCAUGAUGAAGCUGAUGUUGUGAAAGAUGCUGAAAUAGAAGUUGAAGGGAAAACAGGACAAGAGCCAGCAGAAGAGCAAGUGGAGGAACCAGUCACAGAAAUGGCACAGAAAGAGGAUGGGGAGAAUGUAGUGGAAUCUAUGUCGGAUUUCACACAGCAAAAAGCUGAUGUUGUGUCACAGGACAUUCCCCGUAAACAAACAGAUAACACUAAGGCUACUAAGGAAACAUCUCAGUCUCCUGAAGAAGCAGAUCAAGAACUGGAUAAACCAGCAAGUACUCAAGAAGACACUGAUGAGAGCAAAGACGAGGAAGAAGUGGUGAAGCAGACACAAUGUCGUGAUGAACCAGCUGAAAAAGAAGAAACAGGUGGGAAUCAGACUUCUACUGAAACAUCACAAUCUCAGGAGGCAGACUGGCUAAACAAGGCAGAUGCAUUGGCAGAGAUGGGGGUAGAGGAACCGAUGACAGAAGAGCAGGUUGUAGUGCAUGCAGAUAAGAUGCCAAAGUCAGGCAGUGAACAAGAGAAGAGUAUGUUGGCAGAAGAAACACUUACCAAAACAAAUACCAAAACUCUUCGAGAUGCACCAGGCAAUGAGGAGACAAUUAUUAAAGAUAUCAGUGAGCCAAGUCAUGGUGAUGAGGAGAAGAAGUCAGAUAACUGGACAGAAACAGUUGAACAGGAUGAGUCAAUUAACACAGACAAUUUAGGCUCAACAGGAAAACAUUCUGAUGGGAAGAGAUCAAACUAUUCAACUCCAUUAAGACGUUCUAAAAGAUUUAAAGAUCAGCAUAUAGAAAGUGAACUGACAAAAAGAGUUCUCAGAAGCGGUACAAAAACAGUCACAGCUCUUUUCAAACAAAGGCAUGUGAAACACACCAAAACUGUGAAGCAGCAGGAGGAAAGAGCACAUGCAGUAGGUGAGCCUGAAGUUGAGCAGAGAGAAGAAAUCAUGGAGUCACACCCUGGAGUUGCAGAAGAGGAAAAAAUUGAGACACUAAACACUACCAAUGAAAGGGAUAAUGAAAAACUGACCGCUCUACAGGAUAGAGCCCAGGAGGACAGUGGAGUGGAAAAGGAAUAUUUAGAUGCAGAAUCAACUCAUGACCAUGACCUCAAGGAAGUAAAGAACAAAAUGGAAGAUGACUCACAGAAUGAAACAAUUGAAGAUUGUAAAAAAAUAGUAGUUGUCGAUAUUGAGGAUGCUGAAGUUGCAAAAGAUGCUGAAAUAGAAGAGAAAUCAACACAACAAUUGGGUAAAGAGCCUUUUGAAAAGCAGGAGGAGGAACCUGCCACAGAAAUUGUGCAGACAGAGGAUGGACAAAAUGUAGAAUCCAGGUCAGUUUUCACACUACAAGAAGCUGCUGUUGUGCUUGUGGAUUUUAACAAAGUUCCCCCCAAGCAAACAGGUGACAGUGAGACGACUGCGGAAACAUUACAGUCUCCAGAGGAGGGAGAUGAAGAACAAGAUAAACUAGCAAGUACUGAAGAAAACCGAGAGGAGAACAAAGAAGAGCAAGGAAUGAUGAAGCAGACGGAAAGUCUGGUUGAACAAACUAAAAAAGAACAAACAGGUGAGAAUGAGACUUCUACUGAAGCAACAGAGGAGGAGAUGGGGGUAGAGGAACCCAUGACAGAAAGACUAAAGGAGUGUGUUGUGGAAGUAGGUGCAGAUAUGAUGCUGAAGACUGCCGGUGAACAAGAAGAGAGUAUGUUGACUGAAAAAAAACCAGAUGACAGAGCAGGAGAGAUUAUAUUAGAGGUAAAAUCAGGUGUAGCAGUGGCUGAAAGUAUAGCAGAAAUGUAUACAAGUGAAAGUGAAAAACAUCAGAUAGAGCAUCAGGAGAGAGUAACAACUGGCUACGAGGAGGCUGUCAAGGAAAGCUCAACUAAGGAAGAGACACCAAUUAUCAUCAGCAGAAGUCUCAGACAGAGAACAGUCACAGUCAUGUCAACGUCACAAAGAAAAUCUAAACAUCUUCAAAAAACAGAGGUGGAAAUGGCAGAGAAUGAAAAUGUACAGAUAACUAUGGAGAAAAUUGAGCUUAGUGCUGUACCAAAUGAUGAGUCACCUGUCAUAGACCAAGGCCAGAUGGAGGUGGUAGAAGAAAUCGAACAUGUGAAAGAGACCAGCACUCCUCAGGAAAUCCCAGGUAAUGAAGAAUCAACAAUAAAAGAACUCAGCGAAUCAGAUCUUUCAGAUAAAACAGAAGUUGCUGAUAGUUACCCAGCUGAAGUUGUAAAAGAUGCUGAAACAGAAGAAAACAAAGAUGAAGUGAUUGAGGCUGAGGACAGUACCAUAUUAAAGGAUGCAGACAGAGUUCCAGAAUCAACUGAUACAGACCAAAGCCGGAUGGAGGUGGAGGAACCAGCCGUAGAAAUGAUACCUGGACAGGGUGAGCAGAAAGCAGAGGAUACCACAGCAGGUUUGAAACUGCAGAAAGCUUCUAUUGUGCUUGUGGAUUUCAACAAGCUUCCCCCUAAACAAACAAUGGACAGUGUAACUGCUAAAGAAACAACACUGCCCCAGGAAGAGGUAUGCCAAGAACUGGAUACACCAGAUAUCAGUGUGUACAUAGAGGGGAGUAACACAGAGGAUGAAGGUAUAAAACAGACAGAAACACUAACUGAAUCAGCUGAAAAAGAACAAAUGAAGAUGACAGAUGAAGGUGUAGUGAAAAUUGCAGAAAGGGAAAAUGUAGAAACAGAGGAUGUUAAGAAUAAAACUGCUAAGGGCACUUCUGAAAUAAGAGAUAAUAAUGAUGAAAAGAUGGAGAUUGAGGGAGAUGGUGUAAAAGAAGAUGAAGACAGAGUUCCAGAGCUGAUACCAGAGAAUGAACCUGCUGAAGAGACUAGUACUCUUCAGGAAAUACCAAGUAAAACUCAAAUCCAAGAGCCAAGGCAAGCUGAUGAAGAGAAAUCAGACCAUCAAACUGAAGAGGAAUUUUCAGAUACAGCACACAAAGCAGACAGAGGAAAACAAGAAGAAGUUGGAACCCCAGUAAGGCAUUGUAGACGAUGUGCAGAUCAGCCCACAGUAAGUGAAUUGGCUAUAAGAGUCCUCAGAAGCUCUACAAAACAAGUCAAAGCCACUCCCAAGCAGCGAUACACAUGGCAAACUAAAGCCAUGGUGCAGAAUGAAGAAAGUGAACGAACAGUGGAUAAGCCUGAAGAGAAAAGGGAAAUUAAGGCGUUACAGAAUGAUGUUGCAGAGGGAGAGAAAAUGGAGACAGUUACCACUGAAGGGGCUACAGAAAAUAUGAUUAUAUCUGUAGGUCGCAGGGUUGAGGAAAAUAAUGAAUUAGAAGCUGAACAAAUUGAGGAAAGUGUGGUGGCUAAAGAUAUCAGAUCUGAACAGUAUUCAGAAGAAAUUACAACAGAAGGUGAGAUUGAUGAAGCUGCACUGGCAACCACAGAUGAAGAGAAAAUAUCAAAUCUUCAUAUUAGUGACAUUACAAAAGAUGCUGAAAUGGAAGUUGAAGAGAAAACACCAGCACAAUCAGUUAUAGAGCCUGUUGAAGAGCAAGCAGAGGCAGCAGUCACAGAAAUGGCACAGAAUGAAGAUGGGCAGAAUGCAAUCAAGCCCACUUCAGCUUUCAAUCUUCAGAAAGCUACUGUUGUGCUUAUGGAUUUCAACAAAGUUCCACCCAUACAAACAGUUGACAAUGAAACCACUGAUGAAUCAUCACAGUCUCAGAAGGAGGUAGAUAAACAAACAAAUAUUGAUGAAAACAGAGACGAGAGCAGUGAAGAUGAUGGAGUAGUAAAGCUGACAGAAUCACUGGUUGAAUCAGCAGAAAAAGAACAUAAAAUUGGGGAUGAGGCUGCACAGCCUCAGAAUGAGGAAGGCCUAGACAAGGCUGAUGUUUUAGAGGAAAAUGAACCUCUUGCAGAGGUAGAGGAGCCCAUGACAAAGAACCUAAAGGAGCCAGUUGUGGAUGUGGGUGCAGAUAACUCAUUGAAGACAGGUAGUGAACAAGAGGAGACUGUGUUGGCAGAAGAAAAACUGAAAGUUGAAGAUAUUAUGUUAGAGGCAGAAUCCACUGCAACAGUAUCUGUGUGUACUAAUGAAAAUCAUAAAGACGAUCAGGAAAAUAUAACAACUGGCUAUGAGGAGACUGUCCAGGAAAGCUCAACCGAAGAAGAGACCCCAGUUAUUACAAGCAGAAGUCUCAGAUGGAGAACAGUAACAGUCAUGUCUCCACCACAAAGAAAAUCUAAACAUGUCAAAAAACCUGGGGUGCAAACAGAUAUUGGAAAAGCUGAAGCAGUCAAAGAUACAGAUGUAAGUGAAGCUGAAAAAACACCAGCAAUAUGUUUACCUACAGAGGUCAGUAUGCCUGAAAGAGAUGUGGAAGAUGCCAGCGAAUGUGGAAAAGUGACCUCUGAAACAGAAACACAUGAAUGUAUUUUAGAGGAGCAGGGGACAGAGGCACUGGUUGCUCAUGAAAUGCCUGGAAUUGAAUGCAAAAUGUUGGCUGUUGAGGGAGAUACCAUUAUGAAAGAAAGUGAAGAUAAAGAAAAGGGUGAAAUGGCAUCAGACACUGCAGUCAGUGCUGAUGCAGAGGCCACUACAAUAGAAGCAGAAAAAGUAUUACAGGUGAAGAGCACUGAAGUGGACCAUGAAAAAGAUGAGAAUAUAGAAGAAGAGAUGGUCUUACUUAUACAGGACAGUGCUGCCCAGGAAAAGGAGUUGGAGAUACCAACUGGUAGUCCAACAAAUGUGGUAAAAGAGGCCGCUACACAAGCAGAGGAAAUAGUGGAAAGUGAAGUGGAUAGCCUUGGAAAGGAAAGUAAUCAAAAUACAAGUGUGACUGAACCUGCUCAAGAGACCACUGAAGAGGAGGUCCCAGAGGAAGAAGAGGAGCCUAUUAUGACAAGGAAUCUCAGAAGUAGAACAGUAACAGCCAAGUAUCCAAUGCGAAGAAAAUCUAAACGUCUCUGUCAAGAAGUGGUGGAGACACCUGUUAAAAGCCCACAGCCUGAGAAGGAAGCAGCAUUGGUAGAAGCUUCAAAUGAAAGAGAAACAGUGGAGCCCAUUACAAUUGUUGAAGAGAAGAACGAGAUAAAGAUUACAGAGAGAGAUUCAAAAGAUGAGAGUGAAGAUGCACAGUGGGCCUCUGAAGGGACGAGCAAAGAAGUCAUCACUUUAGAGGAGCGGGGAGGGGAAAACAUUGCUGAGACUGAUGGAGGAAAAAUGGAGAAGAUAACUGAUGGGGAGAAUGAAAUGGUGGAAGGAGUUCCUGAAGAUAAAGUGGAAGAGAGCACAACUGAGGGUGCAAAUAAUGAAGAAGUAGGCAUGAAAAUCUGUGUAGAAGGCAGUGAUUUAAUAGAUAAUGAUAUGGAAAAAGAAGCAGAUAAGACAGAUAAGGAGGAGGAAGGCAGUACAAAACCUGAACAAGAAAAUAAUCAAGUGCAGAACAUCCUAGACAAAGUUGAGGUGCAGUUGCUUGAGGAAAAGUCUGAGGGAGAAUCUAGUCUAGUUAAAGAAAAAACACAGAUAAAAGAACCAGAGGAUAAAGAUAAAUUGUCAACUGCAGAAGAAACUCUAGAUGAAGUGGAAGAGGCAUUAUCGGUUGAAAGAAGGUCACUGAGAAAAAGAACAAUAACUAUUAAAGCCACAAGUGAAAGGACAUCUAAACGGAUGCGCAAACAAAAUCAGGAUGAACCUGAGCAGGCCCAGUCGAGAGAGCUUGUAAAUAUGUCAGAGGAGGAAACAGAUACUACGACAGAGGCUGCCAGAGGAGAAGACAAAGCAGAGGCAGAUGAAUGUAAGGAAGAGGCAGCAGAGCAUGAAAACAAGAUUACAGAUAAAGGUGGUAGAACAGCUGAUACAGUAGAAGAGAUUGAAGAGGAUCAAGAGGGGGCAGAGCCAAAAGAGAAGAAUGGAAAUGAAUGUAAUAAAAUUAGUCUUACUCUAGAUGAAGGCUUCACUUUGGAGUUGGAGGAGGAGGAAGAGAAUAAUGGCCCACAGGAAAACAAGGUAGUGGAGGAGAUGGAGGCAUCAUUAAUGGAAUGUCUAAAUGUGGCCUCUACAAAAGAACAUAUCACAGAUAAGAAAGAAGAGCCUGCUGUGAAAAAAAGACAAGUUCUUCAAGGGAGAUCAUCUGCAGCAGCUUCACCUGAGCAAAGAUCCCCAAGGCGGAGCAAGCGAUUUCUUAUGGAGAGUCAGAGUGAAAUGGAAAGUAGGUCAGAAGUAGAGGUCACUAAAGAGAAAGAGGGCAAAAAGAAACCUCAGCAAAAAAGAAAAGCCAUUGUUGAUCUAACACCUCGCAGAUCUAAACGCCUUGCGAGACCAAAUAUUGUAUAGUUCCUAGCCUGCACAGGGCUUCAUAUGCAUUCUUUAAGGGACCAAAAGAAUACUACUACUAUCAUUUUUACUAUCAUUACAGUUUUUAAAAAAUUACAUGUAAACUUUUUGAUUUCAUUUUGUAAUUUUCAGAUUUUUAUCUUUUUAAAUUUGACUUUUCAAUAUUUUCAAGAUGUUUUUUUGAUAUUUCCUACUCUAUUUUAUUAAGCACUUCAAAGGGAUUGCUAUUUAAUGGCAUAUUUCCAAUCUUACAUCUUUCAUCACAAAUGUGAAAUCAACAGUGACCCUGUGUAUGUGUUUUUCUCAUACAUUCAGGCAGAAUACAGUGAGUUUACAUAUGGAAAUCGUUCACUAAAAAUUCUGAUUGACUCAGUUUUCUUACCCCAAACUGUGGGCUGGCCAAGAGAUUUUUUUAUGGUUUUGCACAGGAGCAAAGAGGCCAAUAUAGUUAAAAUGUGAUGUAAGUGUCUGCCAGCCAAAAUAUUUUAUAUUACCAUUGUAAUAUAUUAGCAUUGUAGCUCCACUGCAAAACCAAAGAAGCAAACCUCAAACAUUAAACAUGUCUUGGCCUGUUGACUAGUACUGGAGUAAGGGGAAAUUGUUUUCUGUGAACCAUUCCUUUUAAUUCUGUGAGCAAAAUAUUAUUACUUCCUUUAUUGUGUACAAAACAAUUAUUAAAACUAUUUUAACAUGUUCAGUAGUUUUAGGUUUUAGAUCAUUUUCAAGGGGCAUAUAUCAGUUUAAGCUAUUUCCUUUAAUUCUCAGAUCCAGUGUUUGUAUAAUUAACUGCAGUUAGCUGCCAAAUCUGUGCUCUGAAAAUCUCAUCACAUGUUAUCUAUUAGAAAUCUUCUGCUCUUGAUUCUGACUUUAAAGUAUGCUGCAGGUAGUAGUAGAAGUCAGUGUUUCCCAGCCCUGGUCCAGAAGCCCCCCCGUUUUGCACAUUUUUACAGGGCCUGCUCCGAUCCCACCUGUUCCAACAAAGCAGCUCAAUAACAGCCCCUUACUGAGUUGAAAUGGGUGUGUUAAGGCAGGGCUAACACUGGUGUAGGUUAUCCACUAGCAAUAUACACUAGGAUAUUUUACGUAUAUGCACUUAACUGUUCUUAUUAAUAGCAAUUAGUCACAACUGUGAAACAUAUUUGAUCAUUUUGAUAUUUUGUUUCUUAUGUUAAACAUAGCACUGUCUUCUGGAAAUCACAGCAAAUGUUAGAUGUCACCCAUUUUGACAUUUGUACAUGUGCAGUUUAUGUACUAUUUUCCAGUAAAUAAAGUGUAGUAGAAAUGUUUCUUUUCCUGUACUACUACAUAGUAGUGGUGAUAUCUUUGCUGUUUAUUUUCCUUUUUUGUGGUUUGUUAUUUCUUGGUUUCUUACUGGUUUUAAUAAACUUUCAAACAGAUAUUUCCA